Chrysochloris asiatica (Cape golden mole) is the source of this 972-nucleotide messenger RNA. It is a transcript of the gene GPA33, whose product is annotated as glycoprotein A33 (transmembrane). The transcript has 7 exons. Gene Ontology annotation, cellular component: plasma membrane. The record is from RefSeq and is a predicted model, not a curated record. NCBI's taxonomy places the organism in Eukaryota, Metazoa, Chordata, Mammalia, Afrosoricida, Chrysochloridae. The coding region runs from base 1 to 972 and encodes 323 amino acids.
AUGGAGCAGCAUAAGGGAUAUGGACACAGUGGCAUGGAAAUAGCUAUUGCAUAUACAGUCUGGGUAACUGUCAAUGCCAUCACUGUGGAAACACCCGAGAAUGCUCUUCGGGCUGCCCGGGGAAAGAGUGUCACACUCCCAUGCACCUACCAAACUUCUACCUCUGACCGAAAUGGAGUUAUCCAGUGGGAUAAGCUGCUAAAAAGUCAUUCGGAAAACGUGGUCAUCUGGAAAUUUCAGACUAAAGAUUAUGUCUACGGAAACCUUUACGAGAACCGUGUCACUAUCUCAAGCAAUGCUGAGCAAUCAGACGCCUCCAUCACCAUCAACCAGUUGACCAUGGAGGACAAUGGCACCUAUGACUGCACCGUUUCACUGAUGGCAGACCUGGGUGGCAAAAGCAAAUCACGUGUCCGCCUCUUGGUCCUCGUGCCACCGUCCAAGCCAGAGUGUGGCAUCAAGGGAGAGAUGGUGAUUGGAAACAACAUUGAGCUGACCUGCCAAUCAAAGGAGGGCUCACCAACCCCUCAGUACAGCUGGAAGAGCUACAACAUCCUGAACCAGGAGCGGCCGCUGGCCCAACCAGUCACAGGACAGACCUUCCCUCUGAAGAAUAUCACCACAGACAUGUCGGGUUACUACAUCUGCUCCUCUAGCAACGAGGUGGGGGUGGAAUCCUGCAACAUCACCGUGUCUGUCCGACCACCCUCCAUGAAUGUGGCCCUGUAUGUUGGCAUUGCUGUGGGCAUCACUGCUGUCCUCAUCAUCAUUGGCAUCAUCGCCUACUGCUGCUGCUGCCGGGACAAAGGCAAGCCCGAGGACAAGGAAGGUGCAAGGCCGGAUCGGAAGAUCUACAGGGAGCCACAAGAUCAGAUAAGAGAGUUUUCCAGAGGACGGGAUGAAGAGGACAACUACAGACAGGAAGACCAGAGGCGCUCCGGGCAUGAGUUCUCUCACCACUCUGGCCAGUAA